AGUAGAUAUCGAUAGGCACGAAUCGAUAAGAACGCAUAUGUUUUUGAUAGCAUAUUUUUGUUGCACAAGUCAGGUCAUACUUACAUCAGCUUCGUACUUCCUGUUGUGGUUCCGUAUAUAUGUUGAAUUCAAGCUAAUGCUAAGCUAUUUCUGAAUUCAACCCUAGCCAACAUAUUUUUUUGCGUUAACUCUAGUUACUGUCAUCAAAAUGUGAUUGAUAUUGCAUUUCUAUUAUUUGCUAAUUUAUUAAGUUACUUUACAAAAAUUACUUUACAAAACUAAUGAGAUAAAAAAUUGUUUAUGCAAUAACUUUGGCUCUCAGACUGCUGUUUCCACAUGAGAUAACUUAUUUAUUAACUGGACAAGCAAAAAUUGAAAACAUUGAAUAUAAAUUUAUUGCUGACCAGAAUGACUUGGUUCUUUAAGUUGAAACGCCUCAAACAGCACAAACAUUGCUUUCCAUUUAGCUAAAUGAUUUCCCUCCCUUAUUUUACCAAAUGACCAAAUGUUGACAGAAAAAAACAACACACCUUUAAGAUUUUGUGACUGAAAACUGAGAAGUCAUCAUGGGAAAAAGCUGCAAAGUAGUUGUGUGUGGCCAGGCUGGAGUUGGUAAAACAGCCGUGUUGGAGCAACUACUGUAUGCCAAUCAUGUUGCAGGUUCAGACCCCAUGGAAACCCUCGAAGAUAUUUACAUUGGUUCCAUUGAGACUGACCGUGGCACACGCGAGCAGGUGCGCUUCUAUGAUACGCGUGGACUCCGUGAUGGAAUGGAACUUCCUCGCCAUUACUACACUUUUGCCGAUGGGUUUGUGCUCGUCUACAGCAUCGACAGCAAAGAGUCCUUUAAGCGAAUGGAGGCACUCAAGAAAGAUAUUGAUCGCCACAGAGACAAGAAAGAGGUCACCAUCAUCGUGCUGGGCAACAAGCUGGACAAGCUGGACGAGAGGAGAAUUGAUGCUAACUAUGCGCAGAACUGGGCGAAAAACGAGAAGGUGCGUCUGUGGGAGGUGUCGGUGGUGGACCGGCGCACGCUCAUCGAUCCCUUUGUCCACCUGGCCAGCAAGAUGACCCAGCCGCAGAGCAAGCCCACCUUCCCUCUCAGUCGCAAUAAGAACAAGGGCAGUGGCUCAACGGACAGCUAAGCCAGCUGCUCGGCUUAAAAGAGGAGUUCAAAAGGGAAUGGUAAAGGGAACGCUGUUUUAGUAAAAGUUUUAAAAAAUGUGGAGAGGCUAUCACAAGAGCAAAGGCGCAAUGAUUGUACAGAUAUUUUUGUCCAGCUGGUGCUGUUCUGCUGAAAUGCUACUUUAAUCAUGACGUUGCAAAUAUUUAUCUCAAACCACCAAGGAAAAGGAUCACUGUGUUGGUAUUAUGUCAAUGUUACUGAAUCAAAUCAUGUUCGGACCGCAGACUGUGUGCUUUGGACCCAUGUGUCUUAAACUGCUUACAAUCAGCAUUUUUAUCCACAAAAAAAACCAAGUUGCACAUUACUGCACAGGCUUUGAUUUUAUAUACGCUAAACGAGCACACAAACCGAAUCAGAAAUGCAAACCAUGUUCACGUUACCUUAUGACUGCUUUACAAACACGCCUGAAUUUCACUUUUUUCUGAAAGGAAUAAUGACUGAAAGGAUUGCAUUGACACAUUCUGAACAAGCCAUGGCGGUUUGUCGACAUGGAUCUUUGUUAAGUUAUGCUUGUUUUUUUGUUGUCCAAUGAUUGUCUUUCUGGAGGAUAGGCGUUGCUGGCUCAGGUGUUACUUUUUCUGGUGGCUCCAUGUAAAAACAAAUGGCACACAAUGAAGUGAAAUAUCAGCACUUUGAGCAUGUAAGUCACUGUUGUGUAUGAUAUAUUAUUCCUGAAGUGUGAAUCAUUUAUUAACACUAUAUCAUCAUGUCAAAUCUGAUGCGCUUUUGAUGUUUGCUUUAUCAAAACGGCGGAGAUGUGUUGAACAUGCAUGCGUGUUUGUGCCGUGUCUGUUGACACACUAUUCCACAUUCAACAUGUUUAAGCUUUUGUAUGGUCACACUUUUCAAAUAUUGACAGUUUGUGUUUGUUUGCAUGUUUUGUAAGCAAAUUAAAGUCCUCUCAGUGUCGGACUGGAAUGUUGACA
This is a messenger RNA of Poecilia latipinna (sailfin molly), 2112 nucleotides long. It is a transcript of the gene nkiras2, whose product is annotated as NFKB inhibitor interacting Ras-like 2. Gene Ontology annotation, molecular function: GTP binding; GTPase activity; GTPase activating protein binding. NCBI's taxonomy places the organism in Eukaryota, Metazoa, Chordata, Actinopteri, Cyprinodontiformes, Poeciliidae. The transcript has 4 exons. The record is from RefSeq and is a predicted model, not a curated record. The coding region runs from base 567 to 1145 and encodes 192 amino acids. Gene Ontology annotation, biological process: negative regulation of canonical NF-kappaB signal transduction; Ral protein signal transduction.